Molecule: messenger RNA, 2623 nt
Organism: Truncatella angustata
Lineage: Eukaryota; Fungi; Ascomycota; Sordariomycetes; Amphisphaeriales; Sporocadaceae
Product: chromatin assembly factor 1 subunit A-domain-containing protein
Exons: 3
Coding region: 258-2282 (674 amino acids)
Biological process (GO): nucleosome assembly
Cellular component (GO): nucleus; CAF-1 complex
Source: RefSeq, a predicted model, not a curated record
CGUCAUUCUCCAACUUCAUCACAAGCAACGUGACUUUGACAUCCCACGCCCCCAUUGAAGAGCGAUUGCGCCUGUCUUUUUGAUCUUGUUGAUUUGACUACAUUUCGUGCACUUCCCUGCCGAGUUUUCCUAUUACCACGUCGCCUGCAGGCUUUCUAUAGUCAGAGAUAUUGUGUACACUACUGUUGGGUCCUGUGCAAAGACAAAUCAUUGAUCAUUUCUAGAGCCUGGUGCUCUGGACAGACACAAGCAUCCCAAUGCCUUUGUUGGAGAUGUCGACGAAUAUUCAGGUACCAGAGUCGCCAUCGAGGAAGAGAAGUCACGAUCACUUCACCGAGGCUGCAGUAGAAGUUGAGACAUCUUCAAUUGUGAAUCCGCACAUCACAGCGGAGGAUGCCUCAGCCAUAAAUGGUUCCUUGCAGGACGUACCCUCUGUUUCCAGAACGAAUCACGACAUCAAGCGAGAAAGAAGUGCUAGUAUCUCGUCUGACUCGGAACUCUCCGUAAGAGACUCACCCUCGCCUAUGCAGAUGGACGAAUUUACGCCAUCCACAUCCCCAACGGCACCCGCACCUACAGAUACUCUGGCAACGCAAGUCCCUGGAUCCUCAACAUUAUCAGCUUCCGUACAGCCACAGACUGCCACAAUGUCCUCUUCUGCUGCAGCCUCCAGCUCUGCGCCCGCCAAGAAGAAGCGGAAAACAGCGGCUGAGAAAGAGGCCGAGGAGAAAGAGCGCGCCAUGAAGAAGGCUAAGAGGGACGAGGAGGCAGCGGAGAAGGCUAAGGAGAAAGAGGAGAAAGAGGCCGCCAAAGCAAAGGAAAGGGAAGAAAAGGAAGCUGUAAAGGCGGUCAAGGCUGCCGAGAAGGCGAAGGCCAUCGCAGAAAAGGAGGAGAAGGAGCGCAGGAAAAGAGAGGAGGAAGACAAGAAGAAGCGAGCCCAACCUACGCUGUUUGGGUUCUUGAAGACGAAGCCGGCAGUACUGGGAGAUGUCUCGCCCAACAAGCAAUCUUCUUCUUCUUCUCCUCCCAAGGCUGUCGACAGCUCCCCAAUCCGCCUGAAGGCUCCUCUCACUUCUUCAGUGAUAGCUAGUCCCUCAACCACGAAGGAGCUCGGGGAGCCCAAGUCAGAGAAGUCAGCGUACCAAAAGAUGUUCCAAGAGUUCUACAUCAAAUCCGAUGUCAAGAUGGCGCCUACACCUUUCCAGAUGGACGACGAGACGAGGCUCACCAAGUCCAAAAUCCUGGAUGAGUACAUUGGCGGUCAGCGAGGGGAUGCCAAUGUCAAGCCCUUCGAUCCCAUCUCUACCUUCCAGUUCAAUGGUCUCCCUGUGCCACGGGGCAAGCAGCAUUUGGCAGUCAAGAAGGUUAUGGCUGAGAUCUUCGGCGACCCUCUUGACAGUGCUCCGAAUAACAGGACUGAAUCUCAACAAGUUCGAUUCGCCAGCGUGCAGGAUCAGCUAAACUCCAUUCCCGUCAAAGUGCUGUCGUUCUGGGAGGAUGUGCGCCCCCCUUAUAUUGGGACCGUCACGUCGAAGCCGGACGUCAAGCUUCGCAAGCUGGGAAGACAGCCCAACAGGCGCCUCCUAAAGCUGAACUACGAAUACGAUUCAGAAGCCGAGUGGGAAGAAGAGGAAGGCGAGGAUCUGGAUGACGAGGAAGCCGACGACGAAGAGAAUGAUGGAGAGGAGGAGAUGGACGACUUCUUGGAUGAUGCCGAAGAUGUUGCCGCUGCGCGCCCGGCAUUCUUGGGUGACUCGGAGCCUGUGAGCACCGGAAUCUGCUACGAGGACCGCAAGCGACUAUCUCACAACGCGAGCGGUGAGGACUGCGCCACAGUCUACAAGUACAGGAUGGAGUUCCUGCUAGAGCCGCUAGAGCAUCAUCACUCGAUAGACCCUUUUUCCUCCGACUACUGGCAACCCAAGGCCACUCCUGGAACAUCUUGCGCACAAUCCAAGAUUUCGUCAUCCACCAAGUCUGUAAAGGCCGGCAUGGCGCCACCACCAGCACCUGGUUCUUCAACACAGGCGCAGCCCGAUUGGAACACUUUAGUGCCCAAGUCAUUGCUGGGUGACUUUAAACGCGCGGUUGUUAGCAAGGACAUAAAUUUCCUUACGAAGGUCGGUAUAGUGGACAUGCUUUCGAAGACGUUUUCGUCCGUGACCAAGAACCAGGUCAGAGCCACGCUGGAUUAUGUUGCCGAACGAUCAUCUCUACCGGGAGCAAAGAAGUCCGCCAAGGUUUGGGUACUGCGUCCGGAACAUGCUUUAGAUAAGGACUAAAGCAUGUCGAUUUGAUUUCUGUUGGAGAUGGCUAUUCCACGUUACGCAAAAUCGACUGAAACAUAUCAUUGCUAUUGUCGGAUAGGGUAUGGGGCGGACAAUUACCGCUGACACGUGUAAGCAUGAGAGGAAGUGAAGGAAUAUGGGCAACGCUGUCGGUAUCCACGCGUAUAGUCUUGCACGGCGUUAGGACUCAGAGAUACAGUAUGCUUUACUCGAUAUGUAUGAACGUAACAGGGCACAUCGGGGACAGGGAACGAAAAGGAAUCGGCGAAAGGCGUUUUGGAACUGACGUUAUGCAUACUACCUCCAUAGAGUUGUCACGGUAAUCAAGAGCCCUG